Messenger RNA from Neocloeon triangulifer, 2771 nucleotides. RefSeq lists its product as uncharacterized. Lineage: Eukaryota; Metazoa; Arthropoda; Insecta; Ephemeroptera; Baetidae. The transcript is spliced from 9 exons. Gene Ontology annotation, cellular component: SCF ubiquitin ligase complex. The record is from RefSeq and is a predicted model, not a curated record. Gene Ontology annotation, biological process: SCF-dependent proteasomal ubiquitin-dependent protein catabolic process. The coding region runs from base 186 to 1943 and encodes 585 amino acids.
AAGCCAGUCAGUUCAGUUUCAGUGAACGUGCCCUCGAGAGCACAAACGCCGUCGUCAUUAAUUCCAUGUGAACAACAAAUAAAUGUGCUUGUGAACGAAAACAACGAUUUUCUCCACUUCGUGUCCGACCCAAACUCCCGAUGGCACCUUUGAUUUUCCCAAUGUGAAAGGCCGCGUCGCUCGAGAUGCCCCAAAGAAAACAGCCAAGAACGCUGCAGACAAUAUGCCAAGAGUGUAUUACAUCUCAUCUGGCCGUCACCUGUCGCAAGCUGCAGUCGGCAGCUCAAGAUGGAGCGGCGGCGCAAGUUCUGAGCCUGGCCAAAAAGCAGCUCAGGCCCUUGUACCUGGCAACCCUUCCAGGUUCGAUUCGGACCGAUCUCCUACGUGAAGCUUCCCGUUUGCUGAGUUCACCGCCUCCAGACGGCUCCAGCUCUCCAGGCGCUGGUCCCGCACCCCUUUAUCUCCUCACCCUUUUACUGGCGCCGGACGUCAAAAGUCUGCGCAUCGAACUUUGCUGCUACUAUGGAUGCAGCCACCAGGCGGCACUUUUGCGGCUGUUGGCGCAGGAGGGCACUGGCCUGCGCAGUCUGGAAAUCGCGAGGACGGCCCUCUUGAGGCUGGACAAGGCCCUGCUCAGGUCGGCCCUGACGGCGGCCCCUUCCCUCAGGAAACUGGUCAUGCGAAACAUCGCCAGCGAUUCAAUUUUGCAGGUGAUCGGAGCUAGUUGUCCUAGUUUGGAGGUGCUGGACGUGGCUCACUCGCGCCAGGUCACGGACAACGGCGUCCGCGACCUUCUAGUCAGCGUCGAACUCAAGGACAAAGUCGGCAACCAGGAGCAGCCCCAGAAGUCGCCCGUGCACCGCUGGGCAAAACUGAGGAUGUUGGCAAAGUUCGUGCCCUGGAUGAAAAACGAAAACUCGGAUAAACAAAGAAAGGUGCUUUUGCACUAUUGCGAAAGACGAAACAACCUUUGCUCUUCGCUGCACACCCUGGACAUAAGCAACACCGGAGUGAGCACGGCAGGAGUUCUUCUCGCGCUAAAUCACGCCCCUGGACUUCAAUCCUUCGGCGAUUAUGCACACACUGUGACUGCCCUUGAGGCGCUGGACAAGACGCCCGUUAAUCAUCAAGAGAGUCACAACAACAGAUUUAACCUGAUUGCGGCGAGGACGGCGCGAAUCACGCAGCACCGCCUGGAGGUGAUGACGCAUUACUGCCCUGAGCUCAGGGCACUCGUCCUAGACGAGCCCCGGCUUCCCGCGACUGCCCUGCAGAGUUUGCCCAAAAACCUGUCCAUUCUUGCCAUACACUCGGCGCCCAACAACGCACUCUGGCUCAGCUGCCUAUACUCGCACCUGAAGACCAACGGGCACACCCUGAUGGAACUGACCCUGAGGUUCAGCUUCGUCAACCCCAACGAAGUGCCGCGGCCAGCCAACGUUUUGGAUCUCACUCAGGUUGCGAAUUCGUGUCCGCAGCUGCGCACCCUGAUCGUGGAUGGCUUGAAUGUGGCCUGGGAAUCUGACCAGGGGAUAUCCUUCUCGGACAAAAAACCCAUGCCAAACCUGAAGGUGGCACAUUUGGGCAGAAUAGUCAGUGCCCAGGCCAUUUCCAGGCUUCUCAGGUGCGCGCCAGAUCUCAGGGUAAUGCACAUCUUCUGCUGCCUUGAUCUGCAGGACCGUGAUCUGCGGCACCUCGUUCCCCAUAUGAAGAAACUGGAAUGUUUCUAUAUCUACGAAGCACGCCAAGUGAAAACCUUAAGUGCUGUGAACGCACUGAUCAGCUCGUGCGGCCAGUUGAGCAAGUUGGGCAACCUUGGCAGUUGGGGUCUCGACUGUGAGAGUACAAGGGCGGUCUACAGCCAAAUCAACGGCGGCCAGUUGCAGCUCGAACUGCUCGGUGGAUCGCACUGGUUCAACUCGCCGUGCAUUCACACCACAUGAGCAGCGAAACCACCCUUUACCUGGUGCCAAAUCAAGGGCUGUGGAUUUUUUAGUGCAUUUCCAGUGCCAACCGAAUCAAACGUGGACAUAUCAAAAGUUGAUGAAGGUGAAGAGGAGAGUAUUUUCUGUGUCUACAAGCUAAAUAAAUGGAUGUGUGUAUGAAACACAAGUUGCCAUUUCAAUUAGAUGCCGUGCCAGACUGGAUCGAAGCCAAUUUGGCGGAUAAUUUGCAGAAAGCACUUUGCGCCGGAGAUCGAAUUCCAGGCCAAUGUCAACAGCUAAAUGUUUUAUCCCCAUGCAAAUGGAAGAGUGAAAAGCUGUCCAUCAAAUGAUACAUGAAAGGAGAAAUUUAAAAGUUUUGACACGCUUGUCUGACAAUCGUACUAAAGGUCAUGAGGUUAUUUUUGUAAAGUUCUUUGCUUGAAUUAUUGAUCAAGUUUUCCGAUUAGUCUAUUAGUGGCAAAUCAAUAACUUGUGACUUGUGCUGUCCUUGCAAGUUGCAAAAGUAGGAAAUAAUAAAUAAAGGUCAGUUCAUCAAGAAGUCUUAUUUAAAGUAAAUAAGUAAAAAAAUUAGACACAGAAUUUCAUAAGAACAAUAUAGCGAUUUUGUAGCUUUAAGGCCACAAAAGUCAUUUAAAUUAAAUGAUAAUGGCUUCUCCUCAUUGUGAAAUGAACUCAUGUCUAUUUUUUAAAGCUCCACGUAGAAAGGUUUUUGAAAUGUUAUUUCAAGAAGAAAUGAACAAAAUCAUGGAAAUUAACAGAAAAUCAGCAUGAUACGAAGCAGAGCCUAAAAUUAGUUCUUCAUUCCAUGAAAAAAAUUUAAAAAAA